Messenger RNA from Erythranthe guttata (spotted monkey flower), 624 nucleotides. NCBI's taxonomy places the organism in Eukaryota, Viridiplantae, Streptophyta, Magnoliopsida, Lamiales, Phrymaceae. The record is from RefSeq and is a predicted model, not a curated record.
GAUGGAGCUGGUGAAGAAGAGAUGGGAAAAUAAGAGGCAUUCCAACAAUAUGACUACUGUAUUGGUUAAUGUUCUCCGGCUAUGCUCGCCGCCGUGGUUAUGGUGGUGGGAGAUAUAUGAAGUAAAUUGGAUGUGGAAAUUCUUCAUCAGAUGGCUAUUUCCAGAUUGAAUAUGGGGCAUGAUCGAGACCUGGCGAGAGAUGUAUUUUCAGUAUCAGUUAAGAGAACGUGGUGCCUGAUUGAGAAAACGAUUGAAAAACAAGAUUUACAAAGGCAAUUAGGAGUUGAAAUGAGGCCGUGGAGAAGUACAAAUGAAGAUGCAUCUUCUGCUGGAAAUAUGGAGAUGAACAAACCCAACUUAAAGAAGAAAAUAAGCGAUUCAAAUAAUUGCCAUCAAUGUCACAGAAACGACAAAGGAAGAGUCGUAAGAUGCACAAGGUGCAAUAAGAAGGGUUAUUGUAUUACAUGCAUACCAAAUGGAAUCAUCUUAUGCACAAGUGAUUAUAAUGGAACACUCGUUUUCCCUUCCCCCACUCAUUCCCAUAUCUCCCAUCUCUCGCUUCCGCUUUCAGUUUUCUUCUAUCAUUUUCUCAGACAUUUGUAAGUUUUUUUAUUUAGUUUUCGA